AUGCUGGGACUCAACAACGCCAGGAACCCGAAAUAUUCGAUUGAUGUAUCCGUCGGUACUAACAAGCGCAUGAGAGCGGCGGUGGACAUCCGCGCAGGAGCUUGCAUUCUGGAAGAGCGGCCUCUGUUCAAGCUAGAUAUCGCACUCUCGAGACUUUAUGAUAUCAAGUCUGUCACGAAUGAGGAGGUGGUACCCAAUGGCGUCAAAAUACUUCAAAUCGAAUUCGCUCGAGCCGAUUAUCCUACCAAGCAGAAGAUCAUUGGCCUGUACCAUGGGCUCGACCUCACGGAAAUCGCCAACCUGCCCCUUGACGAACAAGCCCAUACCUUGUUGACAGCCAUCAUCAAGCUCAAUGCAUGGAGUGUGAUUGAACAAGUCGAUGGCCAGGAGCACACGAUCCUUAUCAUGUACAACGAGUUGAGCCGGAUCAAUAACUCAUGUACACCCAACGCGAUGAUAUCUUGGAAUGCCGUAACAGGGCGCGGCAGCCUGCAUGCAUUGCAAGAUAUCACUACCAAUACAGAGAUCACCAUAGAGUAUCUCGCUGAGCCAAAAGACUGCUUCCAGAAGAAGACCGAUCGCAUCGCCGCUAUCAAAGAAGCCUAUCGCUUCACUGCGAUUGUCCGGUGUGUGCUCCUGCGGGCAAUACCGACAAUAAUCGCAGACGGAUAG
Messenger RNA from Fulvia fulva, 672 nucleotides. RefSeq lists its product as uncharacterized. The record is from RefSeq and is a predicted model, not a curated record. The transcript has a single exon. Gene Ontology annotation, molecular function: protein binding. Lineage: Eukaryota; Fungi; Ascomycota; Dothideomycetes; Mycosphaerellales; Mycosphaerellaceae. Bases 1 to 672 code for a protein of 223 amino acids.